Molecule: messenger RNA, 2311 nt
Organism: Sipha flava (yellow sugarcane aphid)
Lineage: Eukaryota; Metazoa; Arthropoda; Insecta; Hemiptera; Aphididae
Gene: pAbp
Product: polyadenylate-binding protein 4-like
Exons: 9
Coding region: 281-2170 (629 amino acids)
Cellular component (GO): ribonucleoprotein complex; nucleus; cytosol
Molecular function (GO): poly(A) binding; poly(U) RNA binding; mRNA 3'-UTR binding
Source: RefSeq, a predicted model, not a curated record
UUUUUCCUCCAAUUUUUCUUUUCGAUACAUGUGGUUGUGUCGUACGUGUCUACGAAACACAACCCAUGAGGAAUAGUGUAGUUUUUUAAUUCAAAUAAAUUAAAAAACCCCAAAAAAAAUAUAAAAUAUAUUAAAUUAACUAAAAAAAAAAGGAAAAAUCACAUAAAACAUAAAAAAAAUUUCUUAUUAUUUAUCCCCUUACAAAAUCCGUAAAUAAGUGAAACGCGCUUUUUGUAAUUAUUUUUCCCACGUCGACAGACACUCGUUUCUAUACAUCAAGAUGGCUUCGUUAUACGUUGGUGACUUACAUUCGGACGUGACCGAAGCUAUGCUGUUCGAAAAAUUCAGCACGGUCGGUGCUGUCCUGUCCAUUCGCGUUUGUCGCGACAUGAUUACCAGGAGAUCGCUGGGAUACGCCUAUGUCAACUUUCAAAACAUGGCGGACGCUGAACGUGCUUUGGAUACUAUGAACUUUGAUAUACUUAAAGGGCGUCCAAUGAGAAUUAUGUGGUCUCAAAGAGAUCCAUCUCUAAGAAAAUCUGGUGUUGGUAAUGUGUUUAUUAAAAACUUGGAUAGAAGUAUUGAUAAUAAAGCCAUGUAUGAUACAUUUUCUGCUUUUGGAAAUAUACUGAGUUGUAAGGUUGCUCAAGAUGAAACUGGCCAAUCAAAGGGCUAUGGUUUUGUUCACUUUGAAAUGGAACAGUCUGCUACUCAAUCCAUUGAGAAAGUAAAUGGUAUGUUGCUCAAUGGGAAAAAAGUAUUCGUAGGUCGAUUUGUUGGCAGAAAAGAUCGGGAAAAGGAAUUGGGUCAAAAAGCUAAACUUUACACUAAUGUUUACAUUAAAAAUUUGGAUGAAAAUGUGACUGAUAAAGAGUUGUUUGAGAUGUUUGAAAAAUAUGGAACAAUAACUAGUUUCAAGGUUAUGUUCAGAGAAGAUGGAAGUUCAAGAGGUUUUGGAUUUGUUGCAUUUGAAGAUCCAGAAGAAGCUGAAAAAGCUGUAACAGAAUUACAUGGUAAAGAAAGCCCAGAAGGAAAGACUUAUUAUGUUGGUCGUGCUCAAAAGAAGGCUGAACGUCAACAAGAAUUAAAACGAAAAUUUGAACAAUACAAAAUUGAGCGUAUGAACAGAUACCAAGGAGUUAAUUUGUAUGUGAAAAAUUUGGAUGACACAAUUGAUGAUGAACGUUUACGCAAAGAAUUCAGUGUCUUUGGAACUAUUACCAGUGCUAAGGUGGUGAUGAUGGAUGAUGGUCGCAGUAAAGGCUUCGGUUUCGUAUGUUUCUCAUCUCCAGAAGAAGCUACUAAAGCAGUUACUGAUAUGAAUGGUCGCAUUGUUGGUACAAAACCUUUAUAUGUUGCAUUAGCUCAACGUAAAGAAGACCGUAAAGCUCAUUUAGAUUCUCAAUACUUACAACGUAAUACAAAUAUGAGAAUGCAGUCUAUUGGUCCACUCUACCAACCAGGUGGUUCAAGUGGUUACUUCGUACCCACCAUUCCUCAGCCACAGCGUUUCUACGGACCUACUCAAAUGACUCAAAUUCGUCCUCAACCAAGGUGGGCUUCUCAACCUCAAGUUAGAGCUGGAGCUCCUCAAGCUGCAGCAGCAGGUUAUCCAAAUAUGGCCACUCAAUACCGAAACAUUGGAGCUCGUGCUCCUGUACCUGCAGGUCAACAAGCUGCUUUGGCUAGGAAUACCAUGGUUGAUAGAAAUGCUAGGCCUAUUAGCACAGCCCAACAAAUGCCAGGUGCUGUUCCAGCUGGAGGAGUGCGUGUUUCUGGAGCACGUGGUACAGGCUCUGGGUAUAAAUAUACAGCUAAUAUGCGUAAUCCACCUGGUCAAGCCCAAGGUAUGGGACAAGCUCAACCAGGUCAACCACCUGCACCAGUGCAAGCUGCUGUACAUGUACAUGGACAAGAACCUCUUACUGCAACUAUGUUGGCUACUGCUAAACCAGAAGAUCAAAAACAAAUGUUGGGAGAGAGACUUUUCCCUCUUAUUCAGCGUAUGUAUCCGGAUUUGACUGGUAAAAUUACUGGUAUGUUGUUGGAAAUUGAUAAUUCCGACUUGCUCCAUAUGUUGGAACAUCAUGAAUCUCUAAAGAACAAAGUUGAAGAAGCAGUUGCUGUGCUUCAAGCACACCAAGCACAACAGACUGUGAAGAAAGAAUAAUUUCAAAUGUGCCCUUAACAUUUUUUUUUUCAUUUUGCCCUUUACAUUAUAUUCUAAACAGAUUAGUUUCAAAUUUUUUUUCCAAUUAAUAUAUAUUCAAAAUGGGAGUAUUAAAAAUUGAGCGCAUUAAAAAAAUAAAAA